AUGUCGAAAUCCCUGAUUCGCAAGGCCAAGAAUGUGGUGAAUGGGUACUCGACGAUUCAAGUGCUUGUGCGCGAAGCAACCUCUAACGACCCGGAGGGCCCAUCGCCGGAGCUUCUGGAUGUGAUCGCUGAAAGAUCUUACGACAGUGUUGAGUUCUUUGAGUUGAUGGACAUGCUGGACAAGAGACUGAACGACAAAGGUAAGAACUGGCGACAUGUGGCGAAGUCGCUGACAACACUGGACUACUUGGUGAGAGACGGGUCGGAAAAUUGCGUGUUGUGGUGCAAAGAAAACUUAUAUUUGAUCAAGACAUUACGGGAAUUCAUGCACGAGGACGAAAUGGGCCAGGACCAGGGACAACUCGUGCGUAUAAAGGCCAAGGAACUGACAUCGCUACUGCUGGAUGAAGAACGUUUGCGCGAAGAACGAGAAAUGCGGUCACGUAACAGAAGGCCCAGAAGGCGGAGAACCAGUAACGGGUACGACGAUGAUUUGCAACGUGCCCUCGAGGAGAGUCGUAUCACGGCGGAAGAAGAAGAAGCAGAACGCAGGCGUAGACAAGAAGGCUACGGUGAUGGGGAAUUGGAGACCGCGUUGCAACUCAGCAAAGAGGAGGAAGAGCUGCGGCGACUCCGACAAAUGCAGCAGCAGCAGCGGGUCCAACAGCCCACUGGGUACAUGUUCGCGCAACCCACGCAGCCUGCGCAACCCAUGUACUACGAUAUCUUUGGCAAUCCGAUCUCCGCGGAAGAGUAUUUGCAAUUCCAGCAACAGCAGGCUCAGCAGGCUCAGCAGGAGCUCGCAAUGCAGCAGUAUCAACAGCAGAUGGCAGAGCAACAGUACUUGGCACAGCAGCAAGCUUUUUUGCAGCAACAACAACAGCAGCAGCAGUUUGCGCAGUCGCAGAUGCCGCUACCGACCGGAUCCAAUAAUCCGUUUGCACUUGGAAACGGUGCGAACCAGAACUCGACACCCGUGGUGCCCGCCGCGCCCGCAAGGCCUCCUACUGAGCCCCUCAGAAACGAGCAAGCUAUGCUUCAACAGCCUCUGAAGCAAACGCGAACCGGUAACCAGUCUAUUUCGGACAAGUACAGCGAACUGAACAAUCUGCUGGCCUCGGGCACAGGGAUCGACACCUUCGGUAACACGGGCGAUGCGAGGGUUCCAGCGCAACACACUAAAACUGGCACAUUCAUCAAUUCCCAGGGUACAGGUUAUAAGCAAGUUUCGAACGAACCGAAAAACAAUCCUUUCUUGGGCACCCAGUACACAGGGCUCCCCAGCACCAGCAUCGCUCCUGCAUACACCGGUUAUGGCUUUGGGAACCAGUCUUCCCAACCCUCUCAGCACAACCGAAUGCAGCAGGGCCCGACGCCUGAUCAGGGUGUCAGUUUGAUUGAUCUGUAG
Messenger RNA from Lachancea mirantina, 1407 nucleotides. The record is from the annotation of a GenBank genome assembly. Lineage: Eukaryota; Fungi; Ascomycota; Saccharomycetes; Saccharomycetales; Saccharomycetaceae.